AUGUUUAGGGCGGCUGUUGAUGCAGCUCCUGUGCCUUUUUUAUCGAAGGAUUUUUCCAUGUCAAGCGAUGAUUUCAAACGGUGGAAGAGAAUGCAGAGUGAACAACGCAACAUGACUGUCUUUAAAAUGGUAGUGGACAAGUUGUUUCAGAUCAUCCCGCCAGUUCCGCAAUAUGAAGAGGUCAGUCCAAAACGCUGCAACACUUGUGCUGUGGUGGGGAAUUCUGGUAAUUUGAAGGGAUCACAUUAUGGAGAUCUAAUAGACUCACAUGACAUUGUAAUAAGAAUGAACAGAGGCCAUACUAAAGGCUAUGAGGAAGAUGUUGGGACCAAGACAACUCAUCAUGUUAUGUAUCCAGAGAGUGCUACUAACCUGGCCAACACCACUCGUCUUGUGUUCUUUGCAUUCAAGAUAAAUGAUCUAGAGUGGCUCCUCAGAACUAUGACACCGGAGAACAAGAACUCACCAAAGAGAGCAAACAAGGACUUGGUGAUGAUCAUAAAUCCAGCUUUCAUGAUAUAUGCACACAAAGUAUGGCUGCAAAGUAAGGGCCAUUACCCAUCCACUGGCUUUUUUACUGUGAUCCUCAGCCUGCAAAUGUGUGAUGUGGUCAAUGUAUUUGGAUUUGGAGCAGACAGAGCAGGAAACUGGAAUCAUUACUUUGAAAAAGCUGUAGAGGGAAGGGGAACCCAGGGUCAUGGGUGUGAGGGGGAAUCCAAGAGGGCGUGA
This is a messenger RNA of Cheilinus undulatus (humphead wrasse), 729 nucleotides long. Its product is annotated as CMP-N-acetylneuraminate-beta-galactosamide-alpha-2,3-sialyltransferase 2-like. The coding region runs from base 1 to 729 and encodes 242 amino acids. Gene Ontology annotation, molecular function: beta-galactoside (CMP) alpha-2,3-sialyltransferase activity. Lineage: Eukaryota; Metazoa; Chordata; Actinopteri; Labriformes; Labridae. The transcript has 7 exons. The record is from RefSeq and is a predicted model, not a curated record.